Diorhabda sublineata is the source of this 1455-nucleotide messenger RNA. RefSeq names its product synaptotagmin-C-like. The transcript is spliced from 8 exons. Gene Ontology annotation, molecular function: calcium ion binding; clathrin binding; calcium-dependent phospholipid binding. Gene Ontology annotation, cellular component: membrane. The record is from RefSeq and is a predicted model, not a curated record. Gene Ontology annotation, biological process: regulation of dopamine secretion; cellular response to calcium ion; calcium-ion regulated exocytosis. The coding region runs from base 60 to 1193 and encodes 377 amino acids. Lineage: Eukaryota; Metazoa; Arthropoda; Insecta; Coleoptera; Chrysomelidae.
AUCUAAGCAACUUUCAACUCAAAAGUUUCGAAUAUCAUAUUAUUAUAAAAGUGUUCAGCAUGUUGAGGGCACCACAACAGGAAUCCUACUUCACUAAAAUGAAAAGGAUGGUGAUAGAUUUUAUUCUGUUAUUAUUUUGCAGAAGUCAGAGCACUUCAUCUCAUGGACGUCUGAAAUAUUUAUACCAAGAUAUCAAAUUUGUUCCUAUCAAUCUAAAUAAAUACCCAAUAAACUAUUUAGGAAAAAUUCAGCCUGAACUAUAUAGAGCUGGAAUAAUUAAACAUACUAACGAUGAUGGUGAGGAAAAAACAUGUGGAAAAGUCCAUUUCUCUCUUAAUUACGAGGAUGAGUUAGAAAAUCUAGUUAUAAAAUUAUUUAGGGUCAACGAUUUACCCGCAAGAGACAUAUAUGGAUUUUGUGAUCCUUACGUUAAAAUUUUUCUGCCCCCAAACAAGAAAAAAAAAUUGCAUUCAAAAGUUAAAUCGAAAACUAGAAACCCAGUAUUUAAUGAAACCUUUACAUUUAAUGUCAAACGUGACGAAAUUCGAUCAAAAUCGGUGGAGUUUUUAUUCUACGAUUAUUAUUAUUUUUCAAAAAAUCGACUCAUAGGAUAUGCCACAUUUAAUCGUAUUUAUGAAGUAGUUGAUUUAAAACAUGAAAUUGGAUAUACAUUAGACAUCAUAAGUAUUAAAAAAGACAAGGCGGAAGAUAAUGGCAGAAUAAAUAUAUGUUUGUGUUAUCUUCCAAUAGCAGAUAGACUAAUAAUGACGAUUUUUAGAUGUCACAAACUAAAAGCAUCAGCUUUAACAGGAAAAUCAGAUCCUUACGUGAAGAUAUACAUGUUUUUGCAAGACAAAAUGGUCAAACGCAAGAAAACAAAAAUAAAAAAAGAUACUUUAAAUCCUGUAUUCAAUCAAGCAUUUGUCUUUGAAAUUAGUAAACAACAAAUCAAUGACGUUACAUUUGUUUUAAGGAUUCUAGAUCAUGACAGAGUGAGUAAACAUGACGUGAUGGGUUACGUUGUAACUGGUCCUAAAUAUAUUAUUAGCAAAAACCACUGGAUGGAAAUCUUGAACAAACCAAGACAAAAUAUAUCUCAGUGGUACCGAUUGACAGAAUUUCUACCAAUUAGUAUUCCCACGCCCAAAGAUAAAACUUCUAAGCGACCUAAAUGGUUAAAGAAACUAUUUUAAUCAAACUCAGAUCGCUAACCAUCGACAUUCACUCAUGGGAACCGUUUUUUGAAGAGAAAUCUAUAUGGAAAGAUUAUUUAUACAGAAGUUUACAGCCGAUUCUUUUUAUUUGAAUGAAAUGUCGUUAAGUAUAAGAACAAUAACCUGUUCCAAGAACAUAGAACUUUGCCACUGGACAUGUCAAAUAGUAAAAACAAGAAUUUGAAAACAAAUAUGUCCUUUAUUUAUUUAUAAACUUAACUAAAUAAAAAAAUCACCUACG